UCUGGCAACACUGGUGGUGUUUUGUGGCAUGGUCGUAUGUAAAGUUGUUCUGUGCUUUUGACGUUAGCGCGACCUUCGGUUCGUUGUUGAACUGGUGUUGUGUUUAUUCUCAAGAACAAUGAAAAGACAGAGCUCAGGCAGUAGGACUUAUGCAAACGAGGAUGAGCCCUGCAACUGGAAAAAAUGGCGUGUAGAGAAAAAGCAGCAACUUCUCAAAUGGAGGGAGGAAAGACUCAUCAAAAAGCUCGAGAAGGACAAAGUGAAGGAAUCCGAAGAGCAGCUCACCUCGUCCAUGGAUUCUGAAUCGGAAGGCCGGAAGUACACCGUCAGCAUAGCAGUUCCGGGUUCCAUUAUGGACAAUGCUCAAAAUGCGGAAUUGCGUACUUACUUGGCAGGCCAGAUUGCAAGGGCUGCAGUCGUUUUUUGUGUGGAUGAAAUCGUUGUCUAUGACGACGAUGGCUCAACUACACGUGGUAAGAAUGGGGCUACUGUGGAUGGAGAAUUUGGUGGCCUUGCAAAGUCUGGUCAAGGGGUGGUGCAGUUGGCACGUGUGCUACAGUACCUCGAGUGCCCGCAGUACCUCCGCAAGCAUCUCUUUCCCCUGCAUCGCGACCUGCAGUUUGCAGGGUUGCUCAACCCACUGGACUGCCCACACCACCUGCGUGCCACUGAGGAGAGUCCAUACCGUGAAGGAAUUGUGGCACGGCUGCCUGUUAAAGAAGGUAGUGGGUCUUAUGUCAACUGUGGGCUUAACAAAGAGGUGAAGAUAGAUCGCUGUCUGCAACAAGGAGUACGAGUUACUGUGAAAAUGAAAAAAGGGGCCCCUGGCAAAAAGCUGCGAGGUGUUGCUGUGUCGCCAUCAUGUCCCCGAACAGAGGCAGGCCUCUACUGGGGCUAUGAAGUCAGAGUAGCCCGUAGCCUUGGUGCAGUCCUCGCUGAGUGCCCAUUCCCAGGAGGCUACGAUGUUACCGUGGGCACUUCAGAGCGAGGAACACCUGUAGAUGAGGUCCAGUUGCCCCAUCGAUUUGAACAUGCACUUCUUGUGUUUGGAGGUCUCAAGGGCCUGGAGGCAGCUCUUGAAGUAGAUGAAGCUCUGGAUGUUGAAGACCCUAAAUAUUUAUUCAACCACUACCUCAACACCUGCCCUAACCAGGGAUCGAGAACUAUCAGGACAGAGGAGGCCAUCCUCAUCUCACUAUCGGCUUUACGACCCAAGAUUGUGGCAGCACAGAGUAGUGACGGUGCUGUGGAUUCUUCCUGAGGCAACAGUCGUUUGGUGGUGCAUUUUCCAUAAUCUAGGCACGUGCAAAUUAUCUUCUGUUGAUGCGACGAAACUUGUUUCUGUCAAUCUUGUCAAAAAGCAGCAGCCCUGCUGCCCUCUCAAUGGUGUCUACAGGAACCUGAAAAAAUGGAUUAAAAAAUUGGAAUGCUUGCUUAUGUAGUGAAGGACCAUGAUUAAGAUCAGUCUCUAUACAUAUUUUUGUGCUGAUAAGGGGUUUUACGUGCCAAAACCACAAUCUGAUUAUGAGGCACGCCGUAGUGGGGGACUCCGGAAAUUUGGACCACCUGGGGUUCUUUAACGUGCACCUAAAUCUAAGUACACGGGUGUUUUUGCAUUUCGCCCCCAUCGAAAUGCGGCCGCCGUGGCCGGGAUUUGAUCCCGCGACCUCGUGCUCAGCAGCCCAACACCAUAGCCACUGAGCAACCACGGCGAGCGCUGAUAAGACUAAACAAAAGGGUUGUAAAUACACACCACAUAAUUUGUUAGUUAAAUGCUUACAGGCAACAUCUUGAUGUAAUGUUUGUAAAAAUCAUCCACACUGAUUCUUGCUUGUCUGCUAGAUAAUUAACACCCUAUCACAAAAAAUAAAGGCCAGUUCUCGGCUACAGCUGGUAGGCCUUUACUUACGGCAAUAGCAGUAACAGGGGUGGGACUCCUGCGCCAUUUUGAUCUAAACGCAAAUUUCUACGGCAAACUGCGCCAGAACGGCUUGCAUGUGUGCUCCGGCAGUAGCCGCAAACAGCGAGAAGUAUGUUCUCCGAAAAAGAGUGCAGCCGUUAACGUCCCCAUGCCGCGCCACGCGCCUCCUGCACAUUUUCUCGCAAUUUUCAUGCUUACAUCACUGGACUUUUCGGUGUUGUUGCUGCUGUCGGAAUGGCCAGGGUGGCUGCAUUUAGAGGGUACAGUCACUUAUAACGAUCCCAGAUAUAACAAUCUAUCAGUUAUAAUGUCCACAUUUCAGUGCACUUAAGAUUUUCUGACCCUCCCUAUGGAAACAGCUUCCAGAUACAACCAACAUUAAUUAUUUAAAUCGCCGUACUGAUACAACGAUCGCUUUGAACCCGGUCACGGUAAAAAGAGGGCACACAUGGAGUACCAAAGCAAGGAAGAGCGACCAAACUCGGCGCACGGCAGUGCGCAUCCCACUCCAGUCCAAUCGCGACGAUGAUACGGCCUUCGAGAUGAGCACGCGACCGCCUGACGCGGAUUUCGGAAGCCGUAAAGAAGGUUACGUGUGGUCAUAUGUUUUCAAGACACGCUUCCAUGGCAGAAACCUGCCGCGUAUAGCAUAGACAGCAUGGCAUGGGGCGUGUGCUGACGGGAUUUCGGAUGACAUGAUGGCGUCGCUCUCGUUUCUGCGCAAUUGUCCGUGCGGCACUAUGUGCAUUACACCUGUUUCAAUGAUUUGGAACGACCAUCUAUGUCGUAUCUUUCCACCAUAGGAACAGCGGCACUUCCUAUCGACAUGACCCGAGUCGGCGAGAACACUGCACCAUGCGCUGCUGCCACGCAACAUUGCAAAGGGUCGAAGGUUACUAUGCUGUUAUCAGGAGAUCACGGUUCGGCGGUGUUUCGUUUAUGUGCUGCUAACGGUUCCCGGUGAUGUUUUACCUUUCAAACAUUAAAUUUUUUUUCGCCCGUAAUGAGAUAACGUACAGUGUAGACCGCUUAAAACGUAAGUCGCCGGAGUCGCGAAUAUUCGC
Messenger RNA from Dermacentor silvarum, 2985 nucleotides. Its product is annotated as putative methyltransferase C9orf114. NCBI's taxonomy places the organism in Eukaryota, Metazoa, Arthropoda, Arachnida, Ixodida, Ixodidae. The record is from RefSeq and is a predicted model, not a curated record. The coding region runs from base 119 to 1261 and encodes 380 amino acids. The transcript has 8 exons.